Molecule: messenger RNA, 773 nt
Organism: Chelonoidis abingdonii (Abingdon island giant tortoise)
Lineage: Eukaryota; Metazoa; Chordata; Testudines; Testudinidae
Gene: TOMM5
Product: translocase of outer mitochondrial membrane 5
Cellular component (GO): mitochondrial outer membrane translocase complex
Source: RefSeq, a predicted model, not a curated record
GCGCGGGCGGGGCCAGAAGGCGGAGCGGGGCAGCAGCGCCCGCCGCGGAGCCCGAGCAGCCUGGCCGCCGCCAUGUUCCGGAUCGAGGGGCUGGGGCCCAAGAUAGACCCGGAGGAGCUGAAGCGGAAGAUGCGGCGGGAUGUUUUCAGCUCGGUCCGCACCUUCCUCAUCUACGUGGCGCUGCUGCGGAUCACUCCAUACAUCUUAAAGAAAUUGGAUAAUAUAUGAAUACAGAAGAGCUGCAAAGACUGGAUACAUGGAAACAAAAAGAAUUGUGGCUGCUUUUCUCUGUUAAUAAACAAGGUGUAAAAGGCAGACUUCACAUACCGAAUGGAUCUAAAAAUUUCAUUUAAGCAUAUUUGACUUUGUGAGAGCAAUGGCCUAGCUGGAAAUAUGGAAAAUGGUUAUUGUCCUUGUGAUUGACUUCAAGUCAUGCAAUGCUCCCAUGUGGCGGCGUAUAUUUCUGUUUGUGCUGGUACAGCCCUUGUCCUGUGUCCAGAAAUUCCAUCAUAAUCCAUUUUUUGUAAGUGCAAACAGAAUUUCGUUCCGGAGCUACCUCUAAAAUACCACAGUGCUAUGGCUGUCAAUCUUACUGAACCUGUCUGUGUGAAAAACGAAGUUAUUUGGAUCCCUAAAAUCCAUCUAGGAAGCUGUUAACUUGAAUCCAGUUGAUUGAUUGAUUGAUUUAUUUUGUUGUUGAAAUAAAAUAGAAUAACAAGUCUGUGAUUUCAGGCACAGUUCUAUUCCUUUAUUUUUUAAUAAAAUCAGUUACC